Molecule: messenger RNA, 3612 nt
Organism: Trypanosoma brucei brucei TREU927
Lineage: Eukaryota; Euglenozoa; Kinetoplastea; Trypanosomatida; Trypanosomatidae
Exons: 1
Coding region: 1-3612 (1203 amino acids)
Source: RefSeq, a predicted model, not a curated record
AUGAGCGGGUCGCGUCUGGAUGCCCGUGGUGAGAAAAUAACCACCUUCUGGGGUAUCAAAGACCAAGGGUAUGACUACGUUUCGAUUGACCUCCGUGACAACUGCCUCCAAAACUUUGAGCACUUCGGCACGCACCCCAAAUUGCUCGAGCUACGGCUUGAAAACAACAUGAUUGAGAGUUUCAUGGGUCUAACCAGGCAGCCGUCGCUGCUUGUUAUUGACCUGGAGGGGAAUCCCAUCGCAGCCCACCCACUUCACCGCGUAAUGGUGCUCCUCGCAGUUGGAUUUUCGGUCACUACCAUCGAUGGCGUGCCCGUUACAACUCAGGAAUAUGACACGGCGCGGGCUAUGGGUUACCAUGCAGCACUGGCCGUAAGUUAUGGCUGGAAACUGGAGGUUGGGGUUCGCUCACAAGAGGAGUAUCUCCAAAUCAUUGAGGCAUGUAAGAAAGCUCGCAGGAAGUCACCGGCCCAGCGGGGCACCUUCAAAACCAUUGAUCAUGCCUUGGAGGAACGCAGGGAGUCAGUAAUAAUCAGAGUGCCACCCAACCAAACUAGCGUGGAAAAUUCACAGUGCUUUAGUACCAUGGAGUAUGAACGCAUGACAGAGCGCGUGAAACAUCUUGAAGAGUUGCUUUAUGAGGCAAAGAAGGAACUGAAGUCUCAGCAGCAGCAGCAGCAGCAGCACAAGGUGGACGACGUUGAGAUGAGCCGCACAGACAGCCUGUCUGCAGCUGAGCUCCGCUGUGCCCAUAGUAUCUUAUUUACCGAGAACAUUCGGUUAACCACCAACGUUACGACGUCGACGCAUGAAGAGAGCAGUGGUUGUGUCCAGGGUGCCCUCAUGUUCGAAAGAGCCUCGUUGGUUUUCCUCACCUUCAUGUCACGCACCCGCUUGGCCGAGUUCCCGCUUUGUGACCUUCAAGUGGAGCUCCACCAGAACGUACUCCGUAUUCGGGGUAAUCACGGGUCCAUAACUGACGUUUUUUUUGGCGACACGAGGACCCUCAGAUGCGUGCACAAGUUAAUAUACUUGCGACGUGGCUGUGAUGUGCCACUUAUCUUCAUAAGUAGCGAAGCACCAGAAAACGCUAAAUUGUUAGUGGACGCAAGCGUGAACACCGAGCGCGGCUACUUUGUCGGCGACAAUGGCCCAAACGAUUCCUUUUACCCAGAAAGGGGGCAUGGGGGUUCGUCAAUCCAUGCCAACGGAAGUCUCAUGCCGUACAUGAACUCUUUUCAUUAUGAGACGGCGGCAAGCGCCGCCGGGGAGGAUAAGCAACUUCCGGAAGUUACUCAGAGCGCGCUCACACUUACGCUUCAGGAUGGUCAAACACCGAAUACGUCUCUGAUACAACAAAGCUUUGCCAAUACGUACGCAGAUAUUGCUUCGGAGAGAGAGGCAACGGACGAAACAGACGAUAAAGACAGAAGUGAAGUUUCACAGGAAACCCUGUUUUCAACGAAUGCCGUGACUCCUAGGCUGUUUUCAGGCUCCCCUCAAGCUGUCCCUAUUGACGAAAAUGCUUUCGGACCCGACAUCGGGGCUGCAAGCGCGGACAAUCGCGAGGUAGCGCACACCGAGGCCCCCGCGGUUUCAACCCCACGUGAUAGAGGGCCCCCGGCGGUGCGGGUGUUACGUCGGCAAUCAUCAGUCUUCGCUACCCAACAGCCUACCUCCAGCCGGAUGAAGGCGAACACUCGAACACGCGUGACCAGUCAGACGCAGGUCUCAGUGGUUUCUAACUCCUUAGAAAAAGAUUCGUCAGUUCUCCAGGAUUCGUGCACAUUAUCAUUGACCGAUGCCGCUACCGGUGUUACGAUGCUUAGUAGGCCGCCUCCAGGUGCUGCAAACAGUCUUUCAAGCUCGCAACUUUUAGUCUCUGCUGCAUCAGACAAUGGUAGGAGUCUGGUGCCCAUUGUCGAAGAACUUGUGGAAGGUAACCCGAGUGUUGCCGAUCCUCCCGCUCCAAGUUCGUCGACUCCACACGUGGACAACCGCUUAACGCCAAGGGUUCUAGUGUCUAGGGCCUCAACCUCAGGUGGGAGGAGAUCCCCGGCCGUACGUGAACUACGUCAGCGCCCCUUAACGACUGCGGACCAUGCACCUGUUGUCAGACUAGAAGUGAACGCUGGAGAAUCACCGGUGCUGCAGGAUCAUGUUCCUGGUGCCCCAACCACCACGGAAAACGGGACAGUGGCACCAAACGUGGAGCCGAGUGGCCAAGGCGCCACCACCGUUGAGCACUUGAACGCGGCCAACGUGUCAACAGUACACACCUCUGAAUCGGUAGCGCCCCAGCAGCUGGCGUCCAGGGCCCCAACACCAGGCGGAAGGCCGCCUCCGCCACUUCGCGUGCCGAGCCGGUACUCAUCAGUGAUGGCGGGUCAAUCACCUCUUCCCAAUCGACUAUCGUCAGCUGCAGGACCUCGCACGGCACCACAGGUUCCCACUACCAGGGCCUCGGUUCCUGUUGGCAGAAGUUCUCCACCUGCGCGUGUGCGAUACAAGUCCCCAACAACCGCCAGUGGUGGUCUUGCUUCUACAGUACACCCGUCAGAAGUGAACGGUGGAGAAUCACCCGUGUUGCAGGAUCAUGUUCCUGGUGCCCCAACCACCACGGAAAACGAGACAGUGGCACCAAACGUGGAGCCGAGUGGCCAAGGCGCCACCACCGUUGAGCACUUGAACGCGGCCAACGUGUCAACAGUACACACCUCUGAAUCGGUAGCGCCCCAGCAGCUGGCGUCCAGGGCCCCAACACCAGGCGGAAGGCCGCCUCCGCCACUUCGCGUGCCGAGCCGGUACUCAUCAGUGAUGGCGGGUCAAUCACCUCUUCCCAAUCGACUAUCGUCAGCUGCAGGACCUCGCACGGCACCACAGGUUCCCACUACCAGGGCCUCGGUUCCUGUUGGCAGAAGUUCUCCACCUGCGCGUGUGCUAUAUAGAUGUUCGCCAACUGAUGCCGCUGCCGCCGCUAAGGCACCCGUCCCCCUCCAGCAGGGUAAAAGUGCCAGUGGUGCCUUUGUGGGGCCGAUGCCAAUGAGCUCUAGGGCUUCAACAUCAGUUGAACGAGCGUCUUCGACAGCACCAAUAUUGCACAGAUCAUCGGCAAGUGGUAUUGCCUCCGAUGCUCUGUUUGCUCACGCCCCACCUUCAACAGACGGCACCAGUUGUCAGUCAUGUUCGCCGGUGGCGACUUCCAGGCGUUCGAUUUUGAGUGCCAGAGGAUCCUCAUCGACGCGGUUGUCACGUCGCUGGCGACCAACUGCCACCGGUGAUGUUGUGGCUUUCAACCAUCGGGGCGCGGCCCUCGAGGGUCGGGUUGCAUCAAGGGGUUCGACUUCAAUGGUGCUUGGGCCUGCUGCAAGAACUUCCUCGGCCAUGCGUUUUUCUCGUCGGCGGCCCCCGACCGCUGCCGGGACCGGUGGAUCUUCCACCGGGACGCCACAGCGAGAGGACAUGUGCAAUCCCAAGAAUUCACUGACUGCAAAGUCUGAGAGGCUGGCGGGUGAUCCUUCGUUUCUGUCAUCGUCUGUUGACUACAAGAAAUUUCUAAACGAACCCGAACCCGACUCGGAUACUGACGUCUCCUUGGAGCGGCUGCUUUAG